Portunus trituberculatus (swimming crab) is the source of this 7269-nucleotide messenger RNA. RefSeq lists its product as uncharacterized. Gene Ontology annotation, molecular function: zinc ion binding; sequence-specific DNA binding. Gene Ontology annotation, biological process: regulation of DNA-templated transcription. NCBI's taxonomy places the organism in Eukaryota, Metazoa, Arthropoda, Malacostraca, Decapoda, Portunidae. The transcript is spliced from 6 exons. Bases 268 to 5499 code for a protein of 1743 amino acids. The record is from RefSeq and is a predicted model, not a curated record.
ACGCCCGCGCCCCCGCACACACGCCCGCACGGCCUUCUACACACCACCAUGCUAUCACCAUUUACUAGAUGCGCCCCUUUGACUGGAAUGAUAGGUUGUGAGGGUGUGUGGUGUGUGAGGAGGUGUGUGACUCCAAGGGUCUAUGUUGGGGGCUGGCCACGGCCGCCCUCAGGCCCCGGCACAAAGGUGGUUGGCAUGUUGUAUAUUUAGAUCACACCGCCCCGCUGAUAGGAUGAAAUUAUACAAAAUGUGCUGCAUCGCGACACCAUGUCUAUCCCGGCGUUUGGCUGUCCCUUCUGCUCCGCCAUCUUUGCAGAGGAGGAUCAAAUGCUGUGCCAUUUCCUGCAGGAGAGCAAUGAGCAAAGCUGUACUGGGGAGGCAGGCAAGCACAGCAAAGGAACCAGCCAAGACCUCUACAGAAUCAACCAAAAGGAGACGGUGCAGGUUGAGGUUGGUGACGACCCCAGCAACCCACAGGUAAUUGCCCCAGAUGGCACUACAGGGACCAACAAGAAGGCCGUCAAGGAGGAGAUCAUCAUUGACUGCCCUGAUGAAGACGUCCUGUGUGAUGACUCUAUGAAGGAGGAGUUGGUGUGCACUGCAGAACUGCCGGGCAUGGAUGAGGAGGAGGAGGAGAUAGGGUGUCCCUUGGCCCGCUCAGCCGGUGCCAACAUCCGUGUACCACCCAUCAAGCGUGCCACCAAGAUUGAGUAUAAAAAGAUGGUGGGGGAAUUGGCAGACAUGAAGACAGUCAGUCACAUUCUGCCAAUAAAUCAGAUGCAGUCUAUCUUGCAGUACCUUUCGGUGCAUUCUGACAUGGUGGUGGAGACAGAGAUGGGUAGCUUUGACCUACACAGGAUCAGGUACAUGGACUUCCUGCACCAGCUGCACCUCAACCGCACCCAGAUCCACGAGGAGAAUGAGUGGUUUGGGGAGAAGCUGAUGAUGCCCUUCCAGUGUGAGGAGGGCAUUGACAUGGAGGCCGUGUACAGGUUCCAUGAGGUGAUUCAAGACAACAGUUGUUCUGUCAAGGUGGGCUUGCCCUCCUGCACUGCCCUCGUGUCAGACCUGAUGGCCCUGCCGUGCGACCGCUGGCUGACGGAUGGCCUGCUGGAUUGCUUUGCCCAUUUGGUGCGACAGGUGGCGCUCUACCCUACCGAGGUGUUCAACGUGACUGAGCUGGCAGAUGUGAGCGAGGUGUGUGCCGUGCUGGACCAACGGUACCCAGACCGAGCUGGUCUGCAGGUGAUAUUCAUCUUGCACGUGGGCAAAGCCGAUCACGAAGCAGUGCACUCCCCUGAUGACCGCCUCUACACUGCCAGCCACUUCUCCUUUGCUCUUUAUAGCUUUGAUAACAAUGAGGUGGUGUAUGCCGACACCCUGGGCUGGAGUGUGCCUGAGCCCCUCUACUUCAUGAUGGACGAAUUCAUUGCCCACUUUGGCAAGCCUGAGCCAACCUUCUCCUGCUUGCAUGAUCCUGAGAGCAUGGUGAAUGGAGAGAGCCAUGUGUGCUCUAAGCGGUGUGCUCUGUAUCCGGUGGAGCAGGCCGAUGCUGCGUACGGUCUGGCAGUGGUGGUGGGGUUCUGUCUUGCUGCAGUGGACAAGGAUGCAUUUGGGCUCAUCACAGCAAAGGCAAAAGAUGUGGUGCAACCCAACAAGCUGGAUUACCUGCAGGAUGUAACACAGUAUUCCAAGUUUCUGCGCCUUGUUCUCAUCACUUGGCUCAUGCAGGGAGACAUCAAUGUUGCCAUGCUGUACCAGGAAGGCUCGUCUCGCCGGGGACCUCGUCUCAGCCUGCGCCGUCGCAAGAAGAAGGUGCCUUUUGGGGCCACCCCAGAGAGCAGCCCUGAACGAGAGGUGCCAGCCGUGAGUGGGGGUCACAGCACGCGAGCCGCAGCAUCCAGGGCCUCCACUCCUCCAGAAAGCCUCAAUUUUACCAAUGUGAGUGACCUCCUUACUAAACCACCAGAAGUGGGCUACCUCAAGAAUUACUCUUGCCUACGUGUCCGCUUCUACCUCAAGAAUGGCAAAAUUGUCACCAAGAGAUUCAAAUGCAACUUGUCCGGCAAGAAGGAUGCCAGAGCCCUCAAGAAGGUGCAGGACUACGUCAACAGGAAGGAUGUGUACAUCUAUCUGAAGCACCAGUCUGGAGUGCUGCCAAAGCACAGGAAGAACUGGCUCAAGAGUAGAAAUGAAGCUGUCAAUGCCAUUCUUCUCAAGGCAGAGCUUGUGACGCAGGGUGCCGGCAGCCUCAGGCUCCGUUGCACCCUCAAGAACGGCGUCACCAAGUCUAAGAUAUACAAUGGAGAGAAGGACGAUCCCAAGGUGAGGUCGGACGUGCUGGAGUUCCUGAGCAGCAGGAAGUGUGAGGAGUGGCUGAAGGAGGAGAGGAAGUGGGUGUACCUGGAGGAAGUUAACCCGGGUGUGGACACCAGGAUGUACAUCGACAGUAUUCCCUUCGACGUGAAGAAGAAGUGCAUCAAGGUGGACCGACGUGUGAGGCCAGUGAGCGACGCAAGCACUCUGUCAGUGUCGGUGGAGGCCAAUCCCAAUUGGGGCAAGCUCCACCGCUACGACGAGACAUACAUCAUGAAGGAUGAGAAGGUCCGGCCUCGAGACCGCUUCAUUGCAGUGACCAUGAUCCUGCAGUGCGCUUCUCUUACCACUGAAUGCCGUAGCGACUGUGGCGUUCCUCUCAAGUCCAUCACCACCCACGGCAAGCUGUGCAGCGGCUGUCAGCUCAACCUGGACUCGGGAAGGACUUGCGAGGGUUGCUUCACCACUGACAGCCCUCACUGGUACUCCAGCGACGUUGCCGCCACUCUCUGCAACGCCUGCUACCGUGCCAACGGCCGCCGCAAGACUCAGCGUCGCAAGGACAAGAUCCAUCACCCGCACCUCAAGUGUAAGUGGAAGCUAAAGUUUGAACUGGAUCAAGACCUCAAGACUUGGAAGGUGCACAAGGGUGCUGCCAAUGAGUUCUAUCACCACAGGGAGCCAGUUGGAGAGAGGAAGAGACCAACAUGGGCUGAGCGAGAUGUUUGGGACAAGGCGAGGAUUCUCUCCAACGCAACAGCACACGAGAUAUACAGCUCCAUGCAGAGAGGAAUGCCGCUCCUUCCCUCAUCAGAUCCCAACAAUGCCAGUCAGGCCCUGGGCCAGAUAACGCGCAGGUGUAAAAGUAUAGACAAAAAGUACCUUCACCUUGCAAUGAACUGGAGAAAGGAUCCUAACCCCACUUGUUCAGACUGGAGGAAGGCUGAGAAGGUGCUAGAGAAUAACUUUGAAAAUGUGCUGCACUACCAGCGGGGAGACAAACUACUCAACAGGGACUACCGCAUCAUCCUGGCCACUGAUGCCAACCUACUGGCCCUGCGUGAUCUGGGCUGUGAGGUGAUUGGCGUGGACUCCAAGGAAGACUUCAUGAAUGGUUGCUUCAAGACCCUCUUUGUCACCUACUAUGACCAAGCGGGCCAGGAGGAGGUGGCAGUGUCGGCUGUGUGUAAUAGGGAAUCUGAGGAAACCUACAACUUGAUGUUCCAGAUGAUGGCUGCCAACAUUCCGUGCAAGGACCCGACCUGCACACACCCAAAAGUUUUGCACAUCUACAAUGAUGAGAACGGCUUCUUCUGGGUGCGACCGUGCUCCUCCAAAGCAGAGUUCCGCCCGCUCGUUCAGCACGAAAACAAGAAUGAGUUGCGAAAUGCAGUCACACAUAUGCUCUGGUUUUCUUCCCUAUAUAACUUCAACACCCUGGAGACUGUGAAAGCACAGAUCUCAUCCAUGGACGGCCUGCAGCUGCUGCAAGUCCCUAUAGAGUUUGGCUUUAAAUGUGUCCUCCAGGGGUGGAACAAUGAGAUGAGGAGGAGGCUGGAGCACAGCUACAAGGAGUUUGUGAUGAAUGUGAUACCAGAGCCCUUGGUGACUCACUCUAACAGAGAGUCUUUCAUACUCUUCUUGGAGAAACUGUGGUUUGACACUCCUUUCAGUGAUAGCUACACAUGCCAGGUGAUGUUCAGGGUUCCUGCCUCCCACCGUAAGAAUGGCCUGCUCUCCAUUGAGCAUCUGCCGGAGAGGAGAGUGAGGGAGACGGACGAGCCAGACACUGGUGCCAGAAACAAGAGGAUGUCCCACUAUGUAGUGAAGCUGUUGAACAAGGUGCUUCACCGCGGCAUCUUCCAGGAACAGCACUCAGGAGACUCCAGGCUCAGCUUUGAUGACCGCAAGGACAGGGAAAUUCUUGCCAUCCAGAAGGCUUUCAGACUCUCUGAGUUGGGAGGUGUAACAUGCCACCAGGGGUGGGAGGAGCAUGGCUUUGUCUCAGUCAGUGCUGGGCAGCCUGAGGAGGAGUUUGAAAUAGAUGAAGAGGAAGAUGUUCCUAUUCUGACCAGUCCUGCUCACACCAAAAAAAUGUUGCAGGUACAGGUGGAGGAAGACAACAGUGACCCAGUGACCCGAGCCAACUCUGUGAUGGGCCACCUCAAGGCCCUUGCCCUGAACCUGUACCGUCAAGAAGUGAUGUGCUACCUCCCUCCCCGGGUGAAGUGCACCAUCACCACCAAUGAGCACAUCUGUAAUGUACACCUCAGGUCCUGCACCUGCUACUUCUUCAUUGACAGGGGCCAGAGUGAGCUGUGCCGACACCUGCUGGCGGCACUCAUCACCACCCGCCAGCUGGGGGACCUGGAGGGUGUGCUGGCGGAGACUGCCACCUGGUGCCCCAAGGUUCCUGUGCCCCUCAAGUCUUGCAUAAGCUUUAACAGGACCAUAGCAUUGCCUGGCUUCUUAACAAACAAGGUGGAGUGCCUGGAGGGCGUGUCUCGUGUCGCCUCAGAGGUGGACCUUGAGUUAGCAAGGCAAGGACAGAUCCUCAAAGUUCUACAUGGCUCCCCAUCCUCUCCCACCUCCUCCUCCUCCUCCUCCAAGAAUGGAAGCUACCGUGCUCAGGAUGGCUCCACGGUGGUCAGGAAGUAUGCUGUCACUGACCUGGCUGACCCGUACUGCCCCAAUAUUGAGUUCCCCAAGAGCCUGCGUGGGCGGCGCAGCGGGAAAAGCGUGAAGAAGGGCGUCAAGCGGGGCGUGUUGGAGACGGAGGCAGCAACAGAAGCCGUGGAGGAAGAGACUAAGAAGAUGAGGGUUGGAAACAAUGAAAGUGAGUGUCAAGAGUUUGGGGAGAACAAUGUCUUCUAUGUCACCCUUCCUGAUGACACAGCUGAGGAAUUGCAUGAGGUGGGAGGGUCAGAGGAGUCACGAGAGGUGCGUGACGGGGAAGCCAGCAUGUACCACGCCAAGGGCUUUCCCUCCAUAGUGUGUGGAAAGUGUCUGGAUGAAAACAAGGGAAGCCCUCAGCUGUGCUACUCCCCAGCUGAGUUGCAGACCCACAUAGAGAAGGAACAUCCAGAAAAGACGCUGGUGUGUGCCUUCUGCUACUUCAACAAUGUGUCCAUGCGCUUUGCGACCAUCAGGGAAUUCAAUGAACACCUGCUGCAGGAACAUUAGUCUGUCUGUGUGUGUGUUGGAGACAGACUUCACCUGUGAUCAUUGCACACAAUGGCAGUGUUUUCUAUGCAGCCACCCUCUCACUAGACUUCAAAUUUUUGUUUAUUGUUUGUUUAACCCCUUCAGCAUCAUGACGCAUUUACAUAUUCACUCUGGUUACUAUGUGGUGAUUUAAUACAGUUUCAGAAAUUAAUUUGGGGAAUAAUGAUAGUGAAGGUUGUGGCCAUUAAUCUUCUGACCUCCAUAGACCCUAAUGUUGAUAAAAUUAUCUAAUCAUAUGCAAAUCUCAAGGUAAAAUUGUGUCCCAGUACUGAAGGGGUUAAAUGGAAUCAACAUAUUGUUUUCAAGAAUGAAAAGUUGCUGCCAAGGUUUUUCCAUCUGUGAAAUGUCUUAUGGAGAUGUUUCCAUAACCUAAAACAAAUUAAAAUUUUCCUAUUUUAUUCUUAAUAUUUAUUAUUAUGUUUGCAUAUAUUCAUUAGAGCACUUCAUGCUAAAAUAUGUUGGUUAAAGUGAAGAUGCAGCACAUGUAUACGAAACUAAACAUGCUAUGACACAGGAGGUUAAUUGCAGCCACACUAAAGUACAUUAUGCAAGUUACUUCAAAGUGACUUGAUGCAUCAUAGUUUGUUUUGCAUUUAUUUAUGUUGUAUUGGAUAUAAAUAGAAUGUCAGACUUAUGGUGUUCCUUGGUGGAAUAUAGUGGGAAACAGAAAGGGUACAAUGCUGUCCAUAGGAAGUAAGUACAAUCAUGCAACAUAUGUUGCUGUUUAUUUUGGAAGAAUUGGAUGAAUGUUAAAUAGUAUUAUCAGUGUGAAGGAUUUGUGUAGCUUUGAGAGAAUGGAGUGUGGCAAGGAAGGUACUAGCCAGGGAUGCCAUAGGUGCCAGGGUUGCUGGACCUGUGGUGGGGUAAAAAAAACAUCCAGUCUUGAUGGAAUGUCCAUAUUGGAUCUCAGGACGGUGAAAAGUAAAAAUUAUUCACAGCUUGAAACGUCAUAUCAUAUAGACAUGUUCUGUAUUGUUUCUCUCUCUGUACUUGAUGGAAGGUGAUGCUAGGCUGGAUACCUACUCACUCAUCCAUAUUCAUAGUGUACUGUACACUCUUGAUCACUCUCCCAUACAUCAUGACAUCACUGUCAUUGCUCUGCUUAACUGUGUACUCAUCACAUCACAUGAAGCCAUACAAUCCCUGUUGUCUGAUACUUCUUUGGACAUUUCACUCACUCCGGAUGGUGAUGGGGACUCAUUGCUGUUGUCUUAAUUCUUAGAGAGAGAGAAAGAGAGAGGGAUGUGAGAGGCUCUCAGAAUGGUGACUAGUACCCUGAACAGCUCAACUGUGGCAAAGUUUAGUUGUAGAGAGGUGUAGCAGCUGUCGGAGCUGUCUGUCAGUAGUAAAGGAAGAUGUUGGGUAUUGUUCAUGGUGACCAGCCAAUCAGAGUGGCUCAGAACUCAAGUUUGAGGUACUCGGCUUUCCAUCCCUAACACAGUGCAUUGAGUGAGGUGAAUGUUAGGAGUCCUUGCCUGUAGUGCACACUGGCCCCACACUGGAGGCAUGAAGCAUUUAUGUAAUUUGAGUGAGGUUGACUGGAAUGGCUUGUGGAAGGUGAUAUGGUAUAAUCAUGCAUUUUGUCAUUGGUAAUGCUUAAUUGACAUUCAGCUGGUGUGAAGGCCUGGAUGUUUACUGGCCUAGGGUGAAGAUGAAGCUAUUUUUGUUAAGAUUUCAACCAUGCACUUGUAAAUUUGUGUAUAUACAUGAAUAAAGUAUUUCCAUUAA